Messenger RNA from Pocillopora meandrina, 7577 nucleotides. Lineage: Eukaryota; Metazoa; Cnidaria; Anthozoa; Scleractinia; Pocilloporidae. The record is from the annotation of a GenBank genome assembly.
UGAUAUGCCAAGAAUUGUCCCCUCCACCCAUAGUUGUGUUCCACUCCUUGAAGUUCUACAAAUUUACAUCGUCGAAGUAUUCGCCUUCAAAUAAGGCUUCGUUCUGUUAUCUAAAAUUGCUUUUGCAGAUUUCAAGAUAUGGCCAAACCUGGGGAUGCUGACAAACAGUAUAAGUUGGUUGUGGUCGGAGGUGGAGGAGUCGGUAAAUCUGCGUUAACGAUUCAGUUUAUUCAAUCUCAUUUUGUCAGUGACUAUGAUCCUACGAUCGAAGACAGCUAUCGUAAACAGUGUGUCAUCGACGAAAAAGUCGCUCAUUUAGACAGUAAGUGAAGCUUUUGUGUUGUUUUUCACUGAAAUCAUCCACAGAAAAAACAGCGUGAUCACACUGAUCGCACGGGUUGAUCUUGGGGAGUGUCAGCGUUCGAGUCACUACACGGCCCAGGAAAAUCGAAGAAUAUGUGCAGUCUAAUAUCCUUGCAAUUCAUUUUCAGCAUUUUUGGGAACAUAUGUGAUCUCUAUUUGUACAUGAAUUUGUUUUUCCACCUAUUUUGACACACACGAAGAGAUACAAAAGUAUUUUAGAUUUGGAACAGAAGCGUCGUUGAGGAUUCCGGAUAGAUUUACCAUGGAAAUAAUAGCCUCAAUUUCACACUUUCGUGUUUGGGAAUGGGAGCAAAUAUUCUGACGGGGACUCGAUGGACAGAGACCACAACAAUGUCUUUUAAAAGAAAAUUACAGUUGUAUUAAUUCUUUCUGAAGACUUCCUUCGACCGCAAAAAUAAAACGUCAUUUUGGCCAAAGUAGGGAACAGAAGAAAUGCUAGCGAUUCACUUUUGGAAAAUAAACAUAUGGCUGCUUACUUUGACGGAACCAUCCUGUUUAUAAGAAUGCGAUGGCUCCAUGACCUUUAGCAAAAAGACAAUCUCCAUUGAGAGCCUAAAAUAAAUUUCUCUCCAUGGGAAAAGUUUUACAUCAGGUGCAAACUUUAGAUUGUUACGGUUUAAAAUCGAAAGAAAAAAAACUGGAACGAGAUUUUUCUGAUCGGAUACUUGUGUAAAAUGUUGGCUUUUAAUGAGAUUUGUUUGAAAGAAAUGGUCUUCUCUGAUCUUUAUCUCCGAGACAAAGGAAGGCAUACUUUAUUUCUAUGAAUAUCUGCUUUUACAACUGAAAUAACACUUUGUAAUUAUUGAGAUACAACCCCAAUGUACACUGUAAAAUCCUACCUUCAAGGGUAUCACAUUUCGCGAAGAAAAUCUAGGUUACCUUUAUUGUGUUAGUUUUUUUUUAUUGAAAUUGGUUAUUCUCUUGCAUCAAUUAAUUAGGUGAAUCUAGCAAAGAAAUAUUUUUGUUCUUAUUCAAAAUAAUUUUAAGAAAUUACUUGAAAUAUUUUCAUAUUUGUUACUUAAUUGCUAUACCUUCCCCAUCAAAUAACAAGUUUUAGUGGUAGACAGAACCAUUAAUCAAUAUAUUAAAUGCUUAUGAUGUUUUAGGCAAAAUAAUACUGGAACAUUUUAUUAGGAAAUCUAUCUUGCUGUGAGUUCCUGCCCAUUACUCAGACUUGAUAUGAUUUUUAUUGACAUCAAUCAGAUGUUUUAGCAUAUUUUUCUUUCCUGUCAUUUAAAAUUUUGACUGAUACAAACCCUUUAAAUGUUCUUUCUGAAUUCCCCCCUUUGACUUACUAUUGUUUCAAUGAAAAUGAAAUCAUUUUAUUGAUACAUUAUCUAUUUAAAAAAGUUAUUUGCAGCCUAGAAGCUUUCUUAGGUUUCCUUCAAUUUUUAAUUUCAUUUUUAUUAUUACUAUUCAUGGGAAGUUCAAACUAGCAGGGUUCUGUUAUACCAGUAAAACACCUUUGGUGCACUGAAUGUUUACUGGAAAAAAACAGGCAUGACAAGCAUGUGAUUUUACCUUUGUCAACAAAAUGAAGUUUUUUUUAAGCUGUUAUAACCCCCUUUUGUUAAUUGUUUCCUCUGCAGUUCUUGAUACAGCUGGUCAAGAGGUAAGAACUGAUUAAAUAAUAUUCUUCUCUGUAACAAUUUUUUCCUGUAGGUGGUAUAACAAUGCAUAUCAUUUUCUAUAUUGCUAUGGAUUAUUCUAUUAUUUCACACUACAAAUGGAAUGCAAAUGGAUAAUCUCUUCCACAUGAUGGCUCAGGCUGCAACAAAUAAUUCUUUUUUGAUAAACAAAUUUUUUACCUUGUGUACAAGUGAUAAACUUGUACAAAAACAUCAAACAUUAACAGGUUAAAUAAGUUAGUCUUCUAUGUUUCUCCUAUUAGGAAUUUAGUGCGAUGAGAGAACAAUACAUGCGGAAUGGUGAAGGAUUUUUAUUAGUUUUCUCAGUGAUAGAUCGUUCAAGGUUUGUAAUCAUAUAAACAUUGAAUGAAAAUUUUAUUUUCUUUUGUAUUAUUUUCCUCCCUUUUUAUUUUAUUCACCUUUUUUUUUUGUCUUUUUUUCUUUUCUUUUCUUUGUUUCCUUACAUCUUCAAGAAAGCAAAAGUAUUUACAGAUUUACAAUUUUAAUUUGGCAUUUUAUUAACAUGGAACUAGUUUUGAUUUUUCAUUUAAAAGACCCUUAAUAGGCUGGCUUUGAAAAUGUUGAAAUCUAUGGAAUCAGUUGUGCCCUUGUGUACUCCUCUUUUUCUGUGUGGCCUUAGCUUCUGGAGAUGCAUCAUCAGUAAUUGCCUUUUGUUUACCCAGGGUUGUUGAUAGAUUUUUUUUGGAGGAGUUAGGGAUUUGAUAUUAUGUUAUGAAUUAGCAGAAACUUCCACAGUGCAGAUAGUACUCAAGUACUCAAGGAGACCAAACAAACCAACUGACCUGCUCACUCCACUUGUAGGAAACCUCUGAUCUGUAUUUUUUAAAACUUUUUCAGCUUUGAAGAAGUAAAGCGCACAUUUCACCCACAAAUACUUCGUGUGAAAGACAGGUGUGUUGUGGAGCCUUCUUACUGUGGUCUCAGUGCAUUAAUGAAAUGAAUGUGUGAGGUCUGAUUCAUUUAUAUAUUUCUAACUGAUGACAUGUCACAUGUACUUUUUCAUUUAAAGUAAUAGAUUUGCAUUCUACUUUACAGUUUCAAAGCCAUAUUUACAACAGUCUUAACGGUUGAUCCCCUAAGAGUGACUAGCUUCUAACUUCUCCUUACAAUAUCACCCCUGAAUCAAAAAUUUGAGGUCAGGAGACUAAAGGAAUCUUAAGAAAUGUAUAAAGAGGGGUAUGGAGAAUUUGCAUACUGAUGUUAGGCUGUAAAAGGUUAAAGUCAUAGCUGACAGGGUUGUGUUUCUACUUAUAGUUUUCUCAAAUGUUUCUGUGUUGUUAUCCUUUUUGUAGGUCAGAGUUCCCAAUGAUUUUGGUUGGAAACAAGUCUGACUUAGAACCAGAAAGAACAGUAAGUCACCCAGAAAUAAAAGAUCAGUUAUGCAGUAAACAACUAGUUAUGAGCUGAAAGUCCUGAAUGGUAAAUACCUCUAGCAAUGAUACAUAAAUCUUUUAGUCUCUGAAAAUGUGGAUCCAUUAUAUACAAAGGGAAAUUUCCCACCAACCCAGGAAUUUGGUGGCACUGUCAUGCAGUGAGUGUAUAGCUAAUUAAUUCAAUGGUUGUCUGCACAAAAAAACCAGUAAUCCUUCUCCCCCCCCCUCCCUCCCUUCCAGUGCCAUAACCCAUUCUCAUCCACUACAUCAUCUCUCAUAAAGAUUUCUGUUCACCAUCUACACUUUUGGAAAGAGGUGCAGUAGGGUGAGGUACCUUACUAUAGGAAAUAAAACAAUGAUUCAGGUCGGGCUAAAACCUUCACCUUGUAACCAAUAGCCCAGAGUAUUGAUCAUAAGGGCACAGUGUCACUCAGGAAAAAAUUUAUAUUUAGCUAUGGAAGGGGCCAGGGAUACCUGUUAAAGGUUUAUCAGUGUUGAGAUACUUGUAAUUAAAGUCUUUUUGUAAUUUCAGGGCAAAGGAUAGACAUCUUAAGGGGGUAUCAUGCAUUUACUUAAUAAGGAAACAGAAUCUAGAUACCCUGUUACACUGUUUCCAUAGCAAGAAGCUGUUCCUUUUCCAUUCUAAUGCAGAACACAGUGUAAAAUCAAUUAAGUCUACUUUAAAGUACCUAAGGCACUUAUCCUUUUGUUUACUUAACCUUGUUUAGGUGUCAACAUCUGAAGGCCAGGAGUUGGCUAGUGAACUCAAGGUAUGCAUUUAUCGAGGCUGCUAUCCAAUAACACUCCUGAGAAAUAAUGGUUUUGGAGCCAAGGAGGUCUAUUUUGUUAUUGGCUGAUGAUGAAAAACUUGAAGAAAAAUCAGCUCUCUCAAUCCUAAUUUCAAUUUUCUGCUUGGUCUGACUGUCUUUUCUUAUAGUUUUAGCUUUUAGAAUGUAGUAUUAACCCUCUAACUCCCAUGAGUGACCAAGACAGAAUUUCUCCUUACAGUAACAAUAGAACAUCAGCCACAUAAGUGAUGAGAAUGAAGAAAAAUAUUAAUUUGGGGAUAAUUAGUUGAUCCAAUACUAAAUUCUCUGAACUAACACUAUAAGAACUGUAUGGUUGACAGUAAGGAGAACGACAAAUUUUAUCUGGGAGUUAAAGGGUUAAGGCAUGAACUAUUGCAACUUUCUGGAUGACAUUUAUAUAAAUGCAUUACUUAUAAUGGAGAUAAAGCUAUGAAUCUAAUUUUGAUUUAUGUAAGGCCAGUAUGGCAGGACUUCUUAACUUUACUUCACUUGUUGAUAGCCAACCAUUAAUUUUUUCUCAGAUUGAGUAUAUAGAAACCAGUGCUAAACAAAGAACCAAUGUUGAUGCAGCAUUUCACAACCUUGUAAGAGCUAUCAGGUACCAUGCAGUAUUUUGCCUUUUUUUUAGUGUUAUUGUGGGCUGUUGUUUUUCUAUAUUAUUUUAGACCAAAGGGUAGCUAUUGUUCAGGUUGUGUUGAAGUGAAGUUCUUUUAAUGGCCAAUCAUAACAACCUGACACAGGCCUGGAUCCAGUUGAUUUAUUUGUAACUGGAAAGAGGGGAUUAACAGAAAAUGGGGAUGAAAGUAAAACUACAGCAUUUAUACCAACAAAACAUUAAUGUCCACCAAAAGAAUUCUAUUACAAAAGAAAAGAAAAUAAGAUCCCAGAAAACAGAUUAUUAAAUUCAAUGUCUUGUUAAAGUGGCAUUGUGGUAAUUUUGCGUGACAGCCGGUUUGCAAAGUCUUGAAUUUGAGUGCUGGCUGCCUCAAUAUGCUGUAUUCUUAGGCAAGACACUUAAAACACUCACCCUACAAUUCUCUACUAAAGAAUAUAAAGGGGUACCAGAGAACGGUCAGAUAAAUGGGCUUUAUUAUGGGGAGUUAACAUGUGAUAGUUGAGGAUAUCAUUCAGAAGUCAUAGCUAUAGUCCUUGUCUGUAAAUCUUUCACUCUGUGGAGUGAUCAUAACUUAUAUUCUUUUUACAAAUGAUCAUAUCCAGUGGACAGACGAUGAAAAUUGAGAAAAUUGUUAUCUAAGGAUUAUGGCCUUCAUUAAACGCCAACCUCCUAGAAACAGCCAGAAGAAAGAAAUAUAUGAUAAUAAGUCAGGGAAUUUUCUCCUUUAGCCAGGCAGUGAAAGAUUGAAUGUUAAAGAAUCCAAAGCUCAUGCAGGAUGAGCUUAUGUUCUUGGAUCAGAAAUCAUUAUUUGUUCUGUUUCUUUUUAUAGAAAAUUUUAUGCACAGUUGGAAGAACAACAAAAGAGGAACAAUCCCAGGAAGAAAAGUAGAUGUUUAAUUUUGUGACCCUCUUGAUUUAGGACGUUAUAUUUGUUUCAAAAUCUUUAUGUUAGAGCAUGAGAUGAUUGAAUAGUUGUCAAAUUUCUGAACAAGGCUGCGUGCUUGUUCAGGAGGAGAGAAACACUAUAGAAGAACUAUGUUUCAAGUUAUUUUUGUACAAAUUAUGUAUGUGGCGUUGGGCUAAAUUAAUGCAUACAGGACGGCUUCUUAACAAAUUACUUUUUUCAGUGUGGAGAGUGAAAGAUGAGAGAAACUUGUGUGAAUUCCUUGUUGUAAAAAGUCUGGUACAGACAAACCCAGACUAUGCAAAUAGUUGUAUGAAUUCGUGAUAUGAUAACCCAAUUGCUAACAAGCCAUGACUAACCUCUAAGAGUGAUAAACAUCUAAUUUCUCAGAAGAGUAUUUCCCCAGAAUCACACAUCAAGGUCAUGAGAAUAAAGGAAAUGAUAGCAAACUCAAGAAGCUUUUGAUUGUUAGGCUAAUUCUCCCUGUAAGCACCAUCGGAAAUGUGUGAGGAACGGUAUCAAGAAGUUGCAUACUGAUGUUGGGGUGUAAAGUGUUAAGAAAGCUGUGGGUAGAUGCUCAAACAAGAUUCGCGUCUCUCUUUUUUUACCGUGUAUUCUAUACUUAAUGUUAUUAAUGACAAAAUUGUAGUCUAAAAGCUUUUAACCCAAUAUCUAAACAUAUUUAUCACGAGAUAACAAUAUUUUUUCUUGCUACUUUUAUAUUUUUUUCUAAUUACAUAAAUGUGCUGAAGUGAAUUUCCCGGAGCAAUGUAUGUUGACACCGCGAAAGAGUUUUUGCCAUUUUUUUGUUUAAAUCUAAUAAUAAAGUUACCAUUCCACAAUUUAGUUGAGGUUUCUAGUUUUAACGCUGGCCCGUCGUGCCAAUGACGAACUCAAAAUGCAUAUACGCAGGAAGAGGCUACGACAAUUUUGUGAGGAAAACUAACCUGCAACCACUCAGAACGCUGAAGAUUAUCAAGAAGUCUUUUCAGUAUUGGAGAAAUCGCUUCGGAAGGGCUGCCUGCCGUCCUUACCCACGUCUAAGAACGAAUUUAAAAAUUAGCGAUCUGAAGGGGAAUAAGCUAAAAUCCAUGAAACUUAUAAUGAAUGUUGAAUAACUUGGGUAAAAGUUGUACUUUAACAUUAGAAAUAGUACAAACGAUAUAUUUUAUAGAUCUUUCCAGUAAUAUGAUAAAUUAAUUCAUUGCGACAAUCAUUUAAUCGUUUUUUCUCGUCAUGAAUUACAGACAAGACAAUCCGGCUUAAGCUGCUUACCAGUGGUCUGAGCUGGCCAAGCUUUCGGUCUGAAUGAAUAAGUGAAUGAAUAAGCUUUCUCUUUCUUCCGUGAUCAUAGAUAGAGAAUAUUACAUGCCAGCGCGUGGAUACGAAUUUUAUCUUCGAGUGUUUAACUCGAUAUCUCACAAGUGAGCAAAGCGAAUGAGUGAGAUAUCCAGUUGAACACGAGGAGAUAAAAUUCGUAUCCACAAGCGGGUAUGUAAUAUUCUGUGUAUUAUAUAGACAACGAUGCGAUACCAGGAAAACGAUUUCUUGGACUAUUGGUAGAAGCUGAAGGAACUAUGACAACUGUGUUAUCUUCACAUGUGAAAGAUAGAAAUUGUAUCUUCAUUGAUUACCAACUUUUCGUCACUCGAAAAAUCCUGGUAUGUCAUCUGUGUUUUUAUAAUAAGGUUCCCUCUCUUUUGGAGAGCAUUUCACAAGGUUAACGAACACAACUUGAAAAUCAACUGAUGUGGCUGGACAUUUUUGAUUGAUAACGGAAAUCUAAAGAUAGGUCGGUUCUAACGAUUUGAUAGCGUAGCAUUGAAACAACUUGUGCCUUGA